AAUCUCUUAUACUCUUUGUCUCUCUCUCUCCGAGAUCAAUUCCCAUUCACAUUCUCUCCAAAAUUAUCUCCUUCUUUAGCGUGGAAUCAGGCUUUCAUUACUGUCUCUUCUCUCUUCCUACACCCAACCCCAACCCCAACCCCAACACUCUCAAUUAUCAUUUGUACUCCCAAUCACAAACAGUUUUACUCAUUUCUUUUCUUCCUCCCCUCCCCCCAACACCCAUCAAUUUUCCCACUCUUCUCACACUUAAUUUUAUCUUCAUCGAUCAAUUUUCAGACACUUUAAUUCCUAUUACAAAAAACAAUGAGCAAUAGCAGAAGAUCUUCUCUCAUCGAUCAUCAUCAACAUCACCGCCAUCAUUACAAUUAUCCUUCUUCUUCCUUCUCUUCUUCUCUUCUUGAAGAGAUUUAUCGUUCUUUUGAUGAAAAUGAGGUUGAUACUACAACUAAUAAUAAUCAUAGGAAGUCACUGAAGAUGAUGAAUAAGAGUAAUAGUUGUUAUAUGGAGAGGGAAACCCGAUUUGAAGAUCAUGAUAGAUUCAGGGUUAAUCGAUAUGUUUUAGAUCAAUGGAUUGAAGGUAAUAACAACAAUGAGAAGACUAUUAAGCUUCGAAGAAAUUCAAUGGCUGCUAUGAAUAAUUCUACUGUUAAGUUUAAUUCAUCUUCUUCUUCUAGCUCCUCUGAUUCUAGCUCUGGAAUCGGUGGAUUUUCUUCUUCGGAUACUGAUUCCUUUUACGGAGCUUCAAAAUCGAAAUCCAAGAGUUUCACAUUAAAACCUAUAAAAACGUCGGUAAAUCAGCAGGAAUUAUUUCAAAGGAAUAAUAAUAAUAAUAAUAAUAAUAAUAAUAAUAAUAAUAAUAAUUACUCCGAUGAAAUUUCAUCUAAGAAGAACAAAGAAGGAAAUCUUCAAAAAAGAGCCUUGAAGCUGUAUGGCGAUUUAAAAAAAGUGAAACAACCGAUUUCACCAGGCGGAAAACUCGCGAGUUUUCUCAACUCGUUAUUCAACUCAAACGCAUCCAAAAAACCGAAGAUCUCAUCAUCAAUAACCUCAUCCAACGGUCAGAAAUUCUGCACGUCAACACCAUCAACAGCAUCUUCCUACUCCCGUUCAUGCCUCAGUAAAACGCCGUCGUCCGCCGGAAGGUUCGAGAGACGGUCAGUAAGAUUUUGUCCAGUUAAUACCGUAAUUUCCGCGGACAAAGAAUACAAAAUUGAUCAAGAUUACAAACAAGAAUUAAAAGUUGAGAUAAUGGAGAAGCAUAGAAGAGUAGAGGAAGUUGCUAAGGAACUGUUAAAGAAUUAUCAUGGAAGAAAAUAUCAAAGCGACGUUAACAAUAAUUUGCGACGCUUUGAGGUUGAAGAUGAGGAAGAAGAUGAUGAUGAUGUUAGUUGUUGUAGUUCUGAUCUUUUUGAAUUAGAAAUUGGGGGUGAUAGAAGGUAUUAUCAUGAAGAAUUACCAGUGUAUGAAACUACUCAUGUUGAUACUAAUAGAGAUAUUGCUAAUGGGUUUAUUUUGUAAUUUUGUGGGGUGGUUAUUAUCAAUUAAUUAAUCUUAUAGUAUUAUUAUUAUUAUUAUUUUUAUCAUUAUUAUUAUUAGGAGUAUUAUUAUGAUAUAUAUUAAUUGAAUAUAUGAAUAUGUUGUUAAUUACGUUAAUAUAAUGUUAUUACUAA
Amaranthus tricolor (Joseph's coat) is the source of this 1673-nucleotide messenger RNA. RefSeq names its product protein BIG GRAIN 1-like B. Gene Ontology annotation, biological process: auxin-activated signaling pathway. NCBI's taxonomy places the organism in Eukaryota, Viridiplantae, Streptophyta, Magnoliopsida, Caryophyllales, Amaranthaceae. Bases 307 to 1521 code for a protein of 404 amino acids. The record is from RefSeq and is a predicted model, not a curated record. The transcript has a single exon.